Sphaerodactylus townsendi is the source of this 1969-nucleotide messenger RNA. RefSeq names its product neuronal acetylcholine receptor subunit beta-2-like. Gene Ontology annotation, biological process: monoatomic ion transmembrane transport; nervous system process; signal transduction. Gene Ontology annotation, cellular component: synapse; neuron projection; postsynaptic membrane. Gene Ontology annotation, molecular function: acetylcholine-gated monoatomic cation-selective channel activity; transmembrane signaling receptor activity. Lineage: Eukaryota; Metazoa; Chordata; Lepidosauria; Squamata; Sphaerodactylidae. The record is from RefSeq and is a predicted model, not a curated record. The transcript has 2 exons. Bases 1 to 1224 code for a protein of 407 amino acids.
AUGUAUCAUGACAUUUUUCUCCUCUCCUGCAGUGCCGACGGGAUGUACGAGGUGUCUUUCUAUUCCAACGCGGUGGUCUCCUACGACGGCAGCAUCUUCUGGCUCCCGCCCGCCAUCUACAAGAGUGCCUGCAAAAUCGAGGUGAAGCACUUCCCCUUCGACCAGCAGAACUGCACCAUGAAGUUCCGCUCGUGGACGUACGACCGCACGGAGAUCGACCUGGUGCUGAAGAGCGAGGUGGCCAGCCUGGACGAUUUCACGCCCAGCGGCGAGUGGGACAUCAUCGCCCUGCCGGGACGCCGCAAUGAGAACCCCAACGAUUCCACCUACGUGGACAUCACGUACGACUUCAUCAUCCGGCGCAAGCCGCUCUUCUACACCAUCAACCUGAUCAUCCCGUGCAUCCUCAUCACCUCCUUGGCCAUCCUGGUCUUCUACUUGCCCUCGGAUUGCGGCGAGAAGAUGACCCUUUGUAUCUCGGUGCUGCUGGCCCUCACCGUCUUCCUUCUCCUCAUCUCCAAGAUUGUGCCCCCGACCUCGCUGGACGUGCCCCUGGUGGGCAAGUACCUGAUGUUCACCAUGGUCCUGGUGACCUUCUCCAUCGUCACCAGCGUUUGCGUCCUGAACGUGCACCACCGUUCGCCCACCACUCACACCAUGCCGCCGUGGGUCAAAGUGGUGUUCCUGGAAAAGCUGCCCACCCUCCUCUUCAUGAAGCAGCCGCGGCAGAACUGCGCCCGCCACCGGUUGCGGCAGAAGCGCCAGAACCAGGAACGCAGCACCGGGGGCUUCUUCAGGCGGGAAGGGGCUCAUUCGUGCAUGCGUUACAUCAACCCCGCCACUGCCGCCAAGUUGGGGACAGGAAGCAACGGCAACGGCGGUGGCAGCGGUAGCGGAAGGCCCUUCACAGAAACGUCCGACGGGGUCAACGGUUACCGAGACAGGCCGGGGCAAGUGGCGCCACCCGGCCCUUGCUGUUGUGGUCUGGAGGAAGCCGUGGAUGGAGUCCGUUUCAUUGCGGACCACAUGAAAAGCGAGGACGACGACCAGAGUGUGAGCGAAGACUGGAAGUACGUAGCCAUGGUGAUCGACCGCCUCUUCCUUUGGAUCUUCGUCUUCGUCUGCGUCUUCGGCACGAUCGGCAUGUUCCUGCAGCCGCUCUUCCAAAACUAUGCCUCCAAUUCGCUCAUGCCGAUCAGCCACGGUGUCCCGGGCUCCAAAUAGCGGGAGGGGGUGUGUGCCCUGCUGCCGGACCCUCCCAGGGACUGUUGACCUCCUUCUGAAUCUCGCUUUAGUACCAGGAACGAAGCCUGUUUGGGUUAAAGGGGGGAUUCCUGCCACGAGGGACACUGACUGGCCAUUGGAGCACAUCAGUUCCUCGCCAACGGCCGUGGGGACACGUCCUCGUUUUGCCACCGCUGUUAGUAUGCAUCCGCCAAAGGCCGGACGGUCGCUUCCACGGGGGUCUCACGGCCGCGUGGGGCAUUUUGAAAGAGGGCCGUAGCGUUCCCCCUCUUUCCCACUGCGCCCUGGCUUGUGCCAAUUACGGGGUACCAGCUCCCAAACUCAGGGAUUAGAAAAAAUACCCUACAUAUUCAAGGAACAGCAACCGGGUUGCGAAGGACAGGUGUCUGCCCGGAGGAUACAGUGCCACCGGUUCAUGAUAUGACCAGUAAAACCGCAAGGCAAGGGUGUGAGGAAAGAGACCCGCUGUCUGCUCCAGACCGCCCCCUGACUCCCCAGUUUCUUCCAUCUCCCUGUCCAGAUUGCUGCCAAGUAUGGUCUCGGAGGAAUAGAGACGAGCGCUCCAGUCUCCCAGGAAUGGGACGUUUCUCCACCUGACAACCACCAGCGGCCUCAGCAGAGAGACCAAAGCAUUAUCACCACAUAGCCAUUGACUGUACCCUCCCCGUCCCUCGCAGCCGACGCUGUCACAGCUAAACCAAUAAAAUAGGUCACAUAGAAGGAA